This is a messenger RNA of Parasteatoda tepidariorum (common house spider), 888 nucleotides long. RefSeq names its product synaptosomal-associated protein 25. The record is from RefSeq and is a predicted model, not a curated record. Lineage: Eukaryota; Metazoa; Arthropoda; Arachnida; Araneae; Theridiidae. Gene Ontology annotation, molecular function: SNAP receptor activity; syntaxin binding. Gene Ontology annotation, cellular component: plasma membrane; SNARE complex. Gene Ontology annotation, biological process: exocytosis; synaptic vesicle priming; synaptic vesicle fusion to presynaptic active zone membrane.
AGCGGUUAGAAUCCGGGAAAAUCCUGCGCAGUGGAGGCUGCGCGGAAAACACUGCAGUGGUCGAUUCCGAGGAGUGAAGAAAGACGGAGAAAUUUUCCUGUCUGCAUCAAAUUUUCCUCAUUUCUGGAUAAUAAUCCGUGGAUCGGGCUGUCAUCACAAGAAUUCUCCUGACAGUGCGAGGAGAAGUCUCUUCUUGUGAAAGAGAAGGACAACAACUGAAAAGCGAACAUGCCUGAACCCACGGAAAAUGGAGAGGAGACUGGGAUGCAGGGGAAAUCUGAACUGGAACAAAUCCAGUUCAAGCAAAAUCAAGUCACUGAUGAGUCACUUGAAUCGACUCGGAGGAUGAUGGCACUUUGCGAUGAGAGCAAGGAAGCAGGUAUACGUACUCUCGUCGCCCUUGAUGAUCAAGGAGAACAAAUGGACAGAAUCGAAGAAGACAUGGAUAAAAUUAACGCUGAUAUGAAGGAAGCGGAAAAAAAUUUAGAAGGCAUGGAAAAGUGCUGUGGUAUUUGCGUCUGUCCUUGUAACAAAUCUUCUGAUUUUAAAGAAGAUGCAAGUACCUGGAAAGCAAGUGAAGAUGGGAAAAUUGUGAAUAAUCAGCCAGCUAGAGUCAUGGACGACAGAAACGGUGCUGGUCCGAUGGGAGGAUAUAUCGCGAAAGUCAGUAAUGAUGCGCGUGAAGAAGAAAUGGAAGACAACAUGCAACAAGUGAGCACCAUGAUUGGGAAUUUAAGAAACAUGGCUAUCGAUAUGGGAAGUGAGAUGGAAUCUCAGAACAGGCAAUUAGACAGGAUCAACUUGAAGGCUGAAUCCAACAAGACGAGGAUUACUUCAGCCAAUCAACGAGCAUCGAAACUUCUGAAAGACUAAAAAAAAAGAGAAAGA